GACACAGAUGUUGUGAAGACUUUAAUAGACUCUUGAACUGAGGGUUUCUGUCUUGAGUCUUCUGACUUCUCAGUUCUCACUUCUGUUUACAUCUAGAGAAUGUUAGAGUGAUAACCAAAAGCAGACUUUUUCUUGACGAUUGUCAAAUUGUUGUGAAAUUUUUUGCAGUCUUAAUUUUUACCAAAUUUCGUAACAUUUGAAUUUAGGACGUUGUUAGAAUUGUUUUGUCGUUAAAUGUAUAUUCAGUAAAAUGGUAUUUUUUUUUACAAGUAACGUGGUAUCGCCACACGUUACUCUGUUUAUGGGUGCCGACAAACAUGAAAAUGAAGACUUGAUUAAAUGGGGUUGGCCUGAAGAUGUUUGGUUUCAUGUUGACAAAGUCUCUUCAGCUCACGUGUAUCUCAGGUUAUCGGCUGGUCAAACUAUAGAUGAUAUCCCCAAUUCUGUACUAGAUGAUGCGUGUCAACUAGUUAAGGCUAACUCCAUUAUGGGCAAUAAAAUGAAUGACAUAGAUAUAGUGUACACAAUGUGGUCAAAUUUGAAGAAAACCCCUAGCAUGGAGGUAGGCCAAGUUGCAUUUCACAAAGAAAGAGAUGUAAGAAAAGUUAGAGUUGCUAAAAGAUGUAAUGAUAUAAUUAAUAGACUUAACAAAACUAAGAAAGAAGCGUUUCCUGACCUUAGACAAGAAAGAGAAUCAAGAGAUAGAUCAGAGAGAGAAGACAAAAAGAAAGUUUUGAGAGAAAAGAAAGAAAAGGAAAAAGAAGAAGAAAAGCGGAAGAAAGAUGAAGCAGAACUCAAAAGUUACUCUACUUUAAUGAAACCUGAAAAUAUGACAACAAAUUAUGAUGGCAAUGAUUCUGAUGACUUUAUGUAGUCAAUUUACUUCAUUUCUUGGUUUUUGAUUUUAUUAUUAAUAUAUAUAUAAUAAAUUAUUGCUUACUAAAA
Pieris rapae (cabbage white) is the source of this 945-nucleotide messenger RNA. It is a transcript of the gene ccdc25, whose product is annotated as coiled-coil domain-containing protein 25. The transcript has 4 exons. Bases 251 to 874 code for a protein of 207 amino acids. Lineage: Eukaryota; Metazoa; Arthropoda; Insecta; Lepidoptera; Pieridae. The record is from RefSeq and is a predicted model, not a curated record.